Puntigrus tetrazona (Sumatra barb) is the source of this 11418-nucleotide messenger RNA. RefSeq names its product voltage-dependent T-type calcium channel subunit alpha-1I-like. Gene Ontology annotation, cellular component: voltage-gated sodium channel complex; plasma membrane; neuron projection. Gene Ontology annotation, biological process: membrane depolarization during action potential; calcium ion import; neuronal action potential. Bases 1083 to 7418 code for a protein of 2111 amino acids. Gene Ontology annotation, molecular function: voltage-gated sodium channel activity; low voltage-gated calcium channel activity. Lineage: Eukaryota; Metazoa; Chordata; Actinopteri; Cypriniformes; Cyprinidae. The transcript is spliced from 37 exons. The record is from RefSeq and is a predicted model, not a curated record.
GGAACGAUUCUCAUAAAAUUAUGAUUCUGUCACGUUUAUUAACCCUAGAGUCACUCCGAAGGUGAUUUUUUUUCCUGUGGAGAAUGAAAGGAUGAAUUUCUAAUCUAAGUCUUUUUCUAAUACACGCGCACUUCGUCGAAGUCUUCUGAGAACGAGAUGUAAGACGAAUGACUUCAGAAGACUGGAAGUAUAAGUCAUACAGAGCGCUGUUAUGAUUCUAUUAUAUCAUUUUUUCAGCUGUACAUCCAUCAUAUGAACGGCAUGAGGAUUCUUCAGAAUGUCUGCGUGAUGUUUUUGCGGCAAUAUUUUUUAGAUUUUUAAAAUGUGCCUUUAGAGAAUUGAUUAGGAAUAUCUCCACGCGCCCCUAAUUACAAUAAUUAUGCGCAUUAUGUUAACAUCGUUAAAAAGGUGUUUAUAACAUGACUAAUGUUUGACAUGCAGUCUGGUCGUGUUCAGAGGAAGCGUUCGGAGAACAAUGCUCUUGAACAUUUAACUAAUCUGAAAGUUUUUGUAAUGGUUCCAAAACCAGGCACAGAAACAGCGUUUCCGAAUUUUAGCAAAACGUUUAUUCCGCAGCUGCGCGCGCUCCUGACGCGCACUAGAAAUACUGUCUAGGUAGGAAGAACACUCGGUUUCGGGACAGUGACUGAUGCUCUUCCAGCUCACGGACACGUUUACCGAAAGGCGUCGGGAUGAGCAUCACCGUCUCUCCUCCACCGAGUCACCGGGAACGCGCGCUCCCGCGUGCGCUCACCUGAGGCGGUGGUGCGCGCGCGCGCUCAGGUGAUGCAACAGAGCCCACGCGAGGCACCCAACACACGGGCUCGCGACGGUCUUCAGGAGCAGAGGAUGACUGGAGAUGGAGCCUCGGAGCGCGUCUGAGGGGUUCGAGGGAGACGCGUCUGAAGAUCGUUCCUGAACCCAGAACCCAGCCGGAACGCGUUCCCACAGACCAGCGCGAGGAACGCGUGAGGAGCAGCAGAGAACCCGCUUCAGACCAUGCAUGGAUCCGUCUCGUGGAUUUGAGUGUUCUGGGGGAAUAUCUCUGUUUGUUUGCGCUCGUUUAAACGCGCCGGAGCGCGAUGAUAUCUGACAGGUCGUUCACCGAGAGACUCGUUCAGGAUCAGCUCGACGCGUCCAACUUUAAUGACACAGAUCAAGGUGGGUCAAAAGCCAUGACAUCAGAGGAGGAGGGGCCUGCUACCGUGGGGGCGGAGCCACACGUGGACCCGUGCGCCUCUCCUGGAUGGGAUGAGCCGGUUGAGGAAGAGGCGGGGCCCGUUGAGCAGGAAGAGGCGGAGCAGGUGCAGGAAGUGGCUGAUGAUGUCAGCAGUGAGUUAAGUGCUCUGGUGGUCCCGUACCCAGAACUAGUGCCCAUCGUCUUCUUCUGCCUCAAACAGACCACAUGUCCUCGCAGCUGGUGCAUCCGCAUGGUGUCCAGCCCGUGGUUUGAGCGGGUCAGUAUGAUGGUGAUCCUGCUGAACUGUGUGACGUUGGGGAUGUACCAGCCGUGCGAGAACAUCGACUGCUCCUCCGAGCGUUGCCAGAUCCUCCAGGCCUUUGAUGCCUUCAUCUACAUCUUCUUUGCUCUGGAGAUGGUGGUAAAGAUGGUGGCUCUGGGGAUCUUCGGCCGGCGCUGUUAUCUGGGCGAUACCUGGAACAGACUCGACUUCUUCAUCGUGAUGGCUGGGGUGGUGGAGUAUUCCCUGGACCUGCAGAACAUCAACCUGACGGCCAUCCGAACGGUCCGAGUCCUGCGGCCGCUCAAAGCCAUCAACAGAGUCCCCAGCAUGAGGAUCCUGGUCAAUCUGCUGCUGGACACACUGCCGAUGUUAGGAAACGUGCUGCUGCUCUGCUUCUUCGUCUUCUUCAUCUUCGGCAUCAUCGGCGUGCAGCUCUGGGCUGGACUUCUGCGAAACCGCUGCUAUCCGGAGGAGAACUUCACCCUAUCAGCAGGCGUGGGGCUCCCUGCUCCCUACUACUCUCCCGACGAGGAGGACGAGAGGCCCUUCAUCUGCUCUCUGCCGCAGGAUAACGGCAUCAUGUCGUGCAGUGACGUGCCGGCGCGGCGUGUGGCGGGUCACCGGUGCUGUCUGGACGUGGAUGAUCUCCUGCACCAUCAGGCGCUGGGCCUCGUGACCGAGCCCUUCCUCAAUGCCAGCGCCGUGGUCCCCGGGCUCUGUGUCAACUGGAACCGGUACUACACCCGCUGCCACACCGGACACAGAAACCCCCACAAAGGAGCCAUCAACUUCGACAACAUCGGAUACGCCUGGAUCGUUAUAUUUCAGGUUAUUACUCUGGAGGGCUGGGUGGAAAUCAUGUAUUACGUCAUGGAUGCGCACUCAUUCUACAACUUCAUCUACUUUAUUCUGCUGAUAAUAGUCGGCUCGUUCUUCAUGAUAAACCUGUGUUUGGUCGUCAUAGCGACUCAGUUUUCAGAGACCAAACAGCGCGAGCAUCAGCUGAUGCAGGAGCAGCGAGCCGCCUGUCUGUCCUCCAGCACGCUGGCCUCUCUGGCCGAACCCGGCGACUGCUACGAGGAGAUCUUCCAGCUCGUCUGCCACAUACUCCGCAAGGCGCGCCGACGCACCGCUGCCUUCAUCAGGACGCUCUGCUGUAAACCACCGGAGCCGACGCAUGAGAAAACAAAGAUCAACGGAGGAGAGAAGAGCCUCCAGCAGCAUGAUAGAGACACGACUUCUGCCUCAGCGGCCAAUCAGGAGACAGAGGAGGAGGCAGAUGAGGAGACGGAUGGGUGCAAUAGGGUGGAGGGGGCGUGUCGGAGGCGGAGCCGAGAGCUGUGGAUGGAGAUGAGGGUUAAACUGUGGGGCAUCGUGGAGAGUAAAUACUUCAACAGAGGAAUCAUGGUGGCCAUCCUCAUUAACACCAUCAGCAUGGGCAUAGAGCAUCAUGAGCAGCCGGAGGAGCUCACUAAUGUUCUGGAGAUCUGUAACAUCGUCUUCACCAGUAUGUUUGCUCUGGAGAUGAUGCUCAAGCUCACGGCAUUCGGUUGCUUUAAUUACCUGCGCAAUCCAUACAACAUCUUUGAUGGGAUCAUCGUGAUCAUCAGCGUGUGUGAGAUCGUGGGUCAGUCUGACGGCGGUCUCUCGGUGCUCCGCACCUUCCGGCUGCUGCGGGUCCUGAAGCUGGUCCGGUUCAUGCCGGCGCUGCGCAGACAGCUGGUGGUUCUGAUGAAGACCAUGGACAACGUGGCCACGUUCUGCAUGCUGCUGAUGCUCUUCAUCUUCAUCUUCAGUAUUUUGGGAAUGCAUAUAUUCGGCUGCAAGUUCAGUCUGAAGACGGACACCGGAGACACGGUCCCGGACAGAAAGAACUUUGACUCUCUGCUCUGGGCGAUCGUCACUGUGUUUCAGAUCCUGACUCAGGAGGACUGGAACGUGGUCCUGUAUAACGGCAUGGCCUCCACGUCUCCUCUGGCGGCUCUGUACUUCGUGGCUCUGAUGACAUUUGGGAACUAUGUUCUGUUUAACCUGCUGGUGGCUAUUCUGGUGGAGGGAUUCCAGGCUGAGGGUGAUGCCAAUCGUUCAUACUCUGAUGAUGAUGAUGAUGAUGAUGAUGAAGGAUCUUCUUCUAAUGGAAGUGAACAGCACAAAAACUCGCUCACGUUCUCCGAUCCCAAGCUGUCGUCUCUCACUCCUAAUGGACAUCUGGAUCUGGCGCCGCUGGCAGAGGAGAAGACCAAGACCGGCUUCUCCGAGGAGAACCACCGGAGCAGAACCAUCUGCCUGGGCAGGAGAUCCUCGUCUCUGCGUCACAGCCGCAGUUCCCAUUACCACCACUGGGGGCGUGCUCCUCCUCAGCCGUCCUGGAGCCGGCGGUGCAGCUGGAACAGCGCGGGACGCUCCGGCCGUGGUCUGAGGACUGGAGGGGUCAUCGGAGGGAGCUUACGGGUCCGCAGCGUUCACUCGCACCCGGCCGAACACGAGUCUCUCCUGCCCCAGCCUCCCUUCCUGUCACGCAGACACCGCCGAGCUCUCUCGCUGGAGCUGCCCGAGCUCCUGCAGCGCCCCCCGCUGCUCCGGAAGAAGAGCGUGUCUGCUGAACACCAGGACUGCAAUGGGAAGGGCCCGGGCCCUCAGGGGACGCUGCUGGGAGAGGUUUAUCCACAGCUCAAUGCACGCAAAGACAAGAACGACCUGGAGGAAGACACUGAAUACAGCCUCUGCUUCCGUAUCCAGAAGAUGAUGGAGGUCUAUCGUCCAGACUGGUGUGAGAAGAGAGAGGAUUGGUCCAUUUACUUAUUCUCUCCUCAGAACAAGUUUCGUCUGCUGUGUCAGACGAUCAUCGCUCAUAAGCUCUUUGAUUAUGUAGUUCUGGCUUUCAUCUUCCUCAACUGCAUCACAGUGGCUCUGGAGAGACCCAGAAUCCAUCAGGGCAGUCUGGAGCGAGUCUUCCUCACCAUCUCCAACUAUGUUUUCACUGCCAUCUUCGUGGCCGAGAUGACCGUCAAGGUGGUGUCUAUGGGUCUGUAUCUGGGCGAUCGGGCGUAUCUACGCAGCAGCUGGAACGUUCUGGACGGCUUUCUGGUCUUCGUGUCUCUGGUUGAUAUCGUGGUGUCGAUGACGGGCGGAGCGAAGAUCCUGGGUGUCCUGCGGGUGCUCAGACUGCUGAGAACAUUACGGCCGCUCAGGGUGAUCAGUCGAGCUCCGGGUCUGAAGCUGGUGGUGGAAACUCUGAUCACGUCAUUGAAGCCCAUCGGAAACAUCGUCCUCAUCUGCUGUGCUUUCUUCAUCAUCUUCGGCAUCCUGGGAGUUCAGCUCUUCAAAGGGAAGUUCUAUUACUGUGUGGGUUUGGAUGUGAAGAACAUCACUAAUAAAUCCGACUGUCUCUCUGCCAAUUACCGCUGGGUUCAUCACAAGUACAACUUUGACAACCUGGGGCAGGCUCUGAUGUCACUGUUUGUGUUGGCGUCUAAAGAUGGAUGGGUAAAUAUCAUGUACCACGGGCUGGAUGCUGUCGGGAUCGACCAGCAGCCCGUCAUCAAUAACAACCCCUGGAUGCUGCUGUACUUCAUCUCCUUCCUGCUGAUCGUCAGCUUCUUCGUCUUGAACAUGUUUGUGGGUGUGGUGGUGGAGAACUUCCACAAGUGCCGGCAGCAUCAGGAGGUAGAGGAGGCUCGGCGGAGGGAGGAGAAGCGGCUGAAGCGUCUGGAAAAGAGGAGGCGCAAGGCUCAGCGGCUGCCGUAUUACUCCUCGUACGGUCGCAUUCGGCUGAUGAUCCACUCGUUCUGCACCAGUCAUUAUCUGGACCUCUUCAUCACCCUCAUCAUCUGCAUCAAUGUGGUCACCAUGAGCCUGGAGCACUACAACCAACCACAGUCGUUGGAGACAGCUCUGAAAUACUGCAACUACUUCUUCAGCUCCACGUUUGUGGUGGAGGCCACGCUGAAGCUCACAGCGUUCGGCUUCAGGCGCUUCUUUAAAGACAGAUGGAAUCAGCUGGAUCUGGCCAUCGUUCUGCUGUCUGUGAUGGGAAUCACUCUGGAGGAGAUUGAAAUAAGCGCUUCACUUCCCAUCAAUCCCACCAUCAUCCGGAUCAUGAGGGUCCUGCGCAUCGCCCGCGUUCUGAAGUUGUUGAAGAUGGCCACAGGAAUGAGAGCGCUGCUCGAUACCGUGGUGCAGGCGUUACCGCAGGUGGGGAAUCUGGGCUUGCUCUUUGUUCUUCUGUUCUUCAUCUACGCCGCGCUCGGAGUCGAGCUGUUUGGAGAACUGGUGUGUAAUGUUGAAUACCCGUGUGAAGGCAUGAGUCGUCACGCCACUUUUGAAAACUUCGGGAUGGCGUUCCUGACUCUCUUCCAGGUGUCUACAGGAGAUAACUGGAACGGCAUCAUGAAGGACACACUGCGCGAGUGUCCGCCGGGCGACAGCUACUCGUGUAACUCCAGCCUGCAGAUCAUCUCGCCCAUGUACUUCGUCAGCUUCGUUCUGACCGCUCAGUUCGUCCUGAUUAACGUGGUGGUGGCCGUGCUGAUGAAGCACCUGGACGACUCCAACAAAGAGGCUCAGGAGGACGCGGAGAUGGACGCGGAGAUCGAGAUGGAGCUGGCGCAGGGCGGGCUGUGCUGUCUGGGCCGUCUGGACCGUCCGGCCGGGGCCGAUGGAGGCUGCGGGACCAGACCGGCGGUGAUGGCUGCGGCUCACUCUCACAGUAACACUAACAGCAGCCAGAACCAGAGGAGGCUCUACUCACCGGCUCAGGAGAACCAGUGGCUGGAGAGCGUCUCUCUGCUGAUGAAGGACUCGUUGGAUGGAGAAAUGCAGAUGAUUGAUAAUCUCUCAGGAUCUGUGUUCCACCAUUACUGCUCUCCACCAAUCAGACGAGACGACAGGAGCCAAUCAGGAGAGAUCCGUCUGGCGGAGGUCGAGCAAACGUCUCUGAUGUCGGAGCAGCUUUCAGAUAAAUCCUCCUCACUGGCGCUGGCUGAUGACAUCAGCCUGGACGAGCACAGCGACUACCAGCUGUUGAACAGGGACCGGAAGGAGCACGGCAGCGCUGACCUGAUCUCCGGCAGACUCGUGUGCAGGAGAUUUCUCUCUCAGAGCGAAGCGUCCAGUCCGGGGCGAGACAGACGGGAUGUUCGGUGUGAGACGGGUCACCGGCGCCGGUCUGCAGCUCGCUGCGGAGAUGGCAGUGGAGGAGACGGCCAGACGUCUUCACCUCUCUUUCAUCUCCCGGCUGAGUUCUUCCACCCCACCACCGCUGCGAUUCCCCAGGGCAGCCCAGCCACCGGAACGACCCAGCCGGGCUCCAGACAUGCAUCUCCAGCCUCUUGGGCUUCUCUCAGGUCCCCAGGGGCCAACAGCAGGGUCAUAGGCUCUCAGACAUCCCACAGUACCUCGUCGCUGGCCACGGGAAGUUCAGCAAGCAGCCUGCAGACCAUGCUGGAGGAGGGCAUCUCCUCAUCAGGAGACCCUACCCUACCCUUGAUCUGCCGAACCCACGUCCCUCCUCCAGAACUCAGCCAGAGAUCUCACGCUCCACAGACUCUAUUCAACCUCCAGGCCACCAGAGGGCGCCACAGGAAUCGGAGCAGAUACAGUGACUGCACAAACCCUAACUGGAUCCGACAGGACCCCUCUAAUGAGGACACUGGAUCUGGGGUUAGGGCCGCAGGACCUAGUAAUCCGGAACAGUUAUCGGAUAAUCUGAGUAGCUUCUCUUUGACAUCUCUGCACCCACCUGAUUCGCUGCCACUGCCGCUGGCCAAGAAGUGCAACAGCACUGGAAGUCUAGCACAGGGGAGCCUAGCGAUCCAGAAUAAGGAUGGGAGGUGCAUGUUGGGGUUUGAUUUCUGUACUGAAGCAACGGGUGAGGAAACUGAGAGGGAUUUGUCCACCGUUGGCUCCAAGACGUGCAGCCAGACUGUUGGUUCUGGCUGCCGUAAGAACAGAUGAAAUGCACGUGUUUGGUCCAGUGUUUGGUCUUUUCUGUGAACUAGUCUCCAUGUUUAUCUCCAAUGACACAAACCUGUUCCUGUCGUGCUACUGACCAGCUGAAGCUCACAGACACAGCGACACGGUGUCUUUUCUUCUUCAGGGCAUUACAUUUACACUGGACGUCUCGGGGGAGAUGCAGUCGUCAUGGAGUAGCGUAGAACAUUGUGGAACUGACUACAUUCAUUCCUAGACAAAACAGACUAAGAACCUCACCAGCCGGAGUGUGUAGCGAUCUGUAGGUGACACCGGGCGUGUAGCAUGUGACACGUUCAACGCAGAAAGGUGCCGUGCAAUGCUGCGUUCAUGUCAUGUCGAAAUUACUGCCAUUAUGAGUGCUGUCUUUGAGAAAGUCAUUUUCUUCUAAUAGCAUCUUGAAACACUGUGGAGGACAUGCCUUUUUUUCCUCAGAGAAAAUUGUUGGCAAAUUGUCUUGUUUAAAGCAUAAACUUGACUAAAUUUAGCUUGUCAUGUUUUCCCCAAGGAUGUUUCGAUGCUUGUACUGGGAAACGAGACAAAAUACUGAACAAGAAAAGAAGUACAUCUGAUAGUGUACAAGUACUAUAUUUGAUGAGGAAUAUGUGCUUUCUUUGUUUUUGUAUCAGUGUGUGGAUGUGGAUGUACUUCAUGUUUGUUAUGUGACCUAUUGAGCCAGUUGCGUCGCUAUAAGUCGAAUCACCUUAAUAUAGCUCUUUAUGCAAUACUGACUGUGUCAAAGCAGCUUUACAGUGCUAGCAGUCUGUCGAUAAUGCAAGAGGGCAAUGACAAAGAGUCAUAUUUCCAGCUAAAGUCAAUUCAACGAUGAUUCAGUUAUGGCAUCAUCAAGUUUAGCUCUCUUCCAGUAGUGUCUGUGCAAUCGGUCUAGCGUCCCAAACUAAGCAAGCCAAAGCUGACAGUGGCAAGGAACCAAAACUCCAUGGUGACAGAAUGGAGAAAAACCCUUGGGAGAAGCCGGGCUGAGUCAGGGGCCAGUUCUGCUCUGGCCAGAUGAAACCAGCAUGGUGUGGCUUUAGUGCCAUAUAAAAUUACUCUGCUGUGGCCUCAUGGGAUAGCAAUGUGUCCACUAGCUGAAGGUCAGGCAGGUACUUUGUGCUGUUUUAUGAAUUUUAACAUACUGCUCAUUUCAGAUACUGUAUUAAAAUAGGAAAAUAGGCAUAUUCUGAAGCACUGGAUGGACUUUUAACAGGAAAGCUCUUGCAUUAAAACCCAAAACAGGUCAUUUGGUACCUAUAGUAUAGAGUGAUGCAGCAGAGAUGUCAAAACCCAGAAGGUUAAUUCACAUGUGGUUCUUAAUUGAAAUUUUAUUAAUGCGGGACAGUUUAAAAGUCUGAAAAUGAGCUAAAGAUACACAUUAAAGCAUCAUUAAACUCAUUGUUGAUCUAGAAGCGCAUAAUUUCUGCGUCGGUGUUCAGAUCUCGUGCAGUAAUUCUGACGUGACGUGAGCGUGGCGUUAGAACGCCGUCUUUUGCUUUAUUCUUACGUGGGAGGAUUGAGUUUUAGCAGCCGCCCACAGAUCAUUAGAGCUGCAGGGUGAGUUUAGAAACGUGUGAUGGUAGUUAGGAAUAUUGACUUGACUGAGGAAAUAUCUGAAGCCCAAACCACGACACGCACUGAAUGCUGGACUCUGCAGGAUGAUUGAGGAUCUCGUAGGGUUUGUUAUUGGAUGUUCUGUGUUUUAGUGUAAUGAUGGUGGAAGCAGAAACAUGAGCUCUGAUCCUAAAUCCAGUGAGAAGCCCAGCUAGAAAACAUUGCAGUUUUUAUCACAUUUAUCAUCCAGAAGACAGCCGUAAGAUCCCCUAGCAUACGUGUAGAUGAACAUGCGUCCCAGCAGAUCUUUAUUUUUUGAGACAUGCAUGAGUUCUUGGAAAGCAUUUAUGCAUUUUUAUGUCCAUGAUGUUGAGCUGGUGUUUAGUUCUGUUUUCGCUCGACUGUUUAAUUUCAAUGUAAACGGCAGGGUCUCUCACUAGAGUUUGGAUUAGAGCUGAUGUUUGUCUCUGGAAAUCAUGCAUGAGAGAUGAUGUCACUGUACUGUGAAGAUGGCAAAAAGUGUUGAUUUAUUUUUAAAAUCUUGUAUGAAAUUUAAUUCUUUUGCUUGCAUAGUUUUACAUUUCUGUCUUCCACUUUGCAUUUUGUACAAACGUCUCCCUAAAAACACAUUGACGUGUGUUUCUGAGGCCCAAAACAUACUAUACACGAGAACAUGAACAUAUCUCUUCUAGCUCUGCAUUACAUUUCACUUUUGUGUGCAUGCCAUGCAAGUUUGAGUCGCGAGUUGCUGCAAGCGUCACUCAAGCUGUCUUCUUCAAUGCUCAGUUUUCUCUUCUAGUCAUUGAAUCUUAUCGUUUAUGAUUUUUCAGUCACUUACAGACAUUUAAUUGGAAAUUCUGUCGCCCUCUUCAGACCUACAGUGUUCUUGCCCCUGCAUCCCUGGCAGUGUACGAUGCGUAGCGUGUGUUUCUUUAUUCUUUAAUGAGAUGCUGAAACGGAGGUAGAUCAGUAAAAUGAUUUUACUGAUUUUGUUUCUCAUUUGCACAUCUGAGUUGUUUGUAAAGGACUCUCAAUGCACAUUCAUUUGCAUGAUUGCAUCUAAAUUUAUGUAGUAUACUUUAGCGUCCUUAUUCCAAAACUCUUGCUGCGAUCGAAUCAUUCUUACUGGAUCCACAACUGGGCAAAUCAGUCACAAAGUCAUUGAUUUCUCAGACUUAAAAAAAAACAUGAUAUUUUAAGCCUUUUGAUGAUAUAUGAAAUAUAUAUAUAUAUUCACCUCUAAUAUUUAUGUAUUUGUUCUGAAACUCUUUUUAGUACCGUCUUUUCAACCAAGCAAUUCUUGUUGCCAGAAGAAGCUUUAGUUUAAAUAAUCGAGGCAUGUUUUUCACUAAAUGAACACAAGAAUGAUGUUUAAUACAUCAAGUGAACAAUGCAUAGCAAUACUGACCUAUAUAUAUUUGUACGGAAACAUGUUGAAGCAUGUUAAAUGGCUUCAGUGAUUGUUUUGAAUCGAUUUAUUGUAACGAACCAUUCAAAAGUGAUGCUGACGUGGUCUUUAUGAAACUCUGAGCAAACAUAAAGCACCAAAAGCAUUUAAACCAUUGUAAUAUUUACUUACUUUAUUUAUAUUGCCGAUAUAAUUUUGCAGUGAAUGUUCUGUAUACUGCCCAGCCUUAUCUCAGAGAUUUCCAUUUAGAUGAAACUGAAAUUCUGUUUCGGUUCUUCUGACGUUCAGAGGACCUUCAUGCCUUUUCUUGUGCUGUAGCAUUUCCUCAUUCACAAUCCUAAUAAAGUGUCUGAACUGCUUUACCGAUGUCAGCAGGAUUUUGGUUAGCUUGGGUAGUUAAUCACAUCCUCUAGUUGUGUCAGAGCUUGAUUCGGUUCAUUGAUGUCUGUCAUGCUGUAAGGAAUCAUCUCUGAGUCUGAUUUUAGGGUGAACGGUUCGUUUAAGUCAAGUAACGAAGCCUCCCUUCAGAGGAGAUCUUAAUGAGCUCUUUGAAGUUCUCCGGGAGAUCUGUGAUUUCAACCACUGACGCUGGGAUUGAGAAGAUCCCUCAGAUCAGAGCGGCUUCAUGUUCAAAGCACCGAAGUAGUUCAUCAUGGAAAAUAACAGCAAAAUCAAACAAUUAGAUUCAUUACUACUAAAUUAUCAUUGUCUAAUUGUUCAUAAUAUCAUGAACAAGUUUUGGAAAAACCUUAACAGGCUUGUUUUUAAACAAUUAGUUUAUGCACUGAUUAACAUGAACUGACUAUAAACAAUGUAUUGUUAACAGUACAGUUAUUUACCGGUUUAUUUAUGUUAGUUGCUUUUAACCGAUGUUAACUGAUACAAAAAAAAAAGUAUGACUAAAACAUUACUAAGAUUAAUAAAUGCUGUUUAUUGUUAGUCCAUGUAAAGUGAUGUAGUUAAUAUGAAAGUGUAAAUAUUAUUAUUAUUAUUUUUUUUACCAUUAAAAAACCUUUCUGUUCUAAA